GGAGGGGAAGAGGAGGUGAUUUCAAACGCGGAUUGAGUCUGCUGGGCACCCGUAGAGAAGAAUCGUGGAACGCGGGUCCCUAGGUCGGAGACAGGCGGGAGCGCCCGAAGGAGUUCUGAGGAGGACAGUUCGGCUGAGCGGUGUCGGCCAGCGCCACUUGGAGCGCGCGGCUGAGGAGUGCCCUGGACUACGCAUUUAGCGGCUGGCGCUGUCAUGGCCGACUACUGGAAAUCACAACCAAAGAAAUUCUGUGAUUACUGCAAGUGCUGGAUAGCGGACAAUAGGCCUAGUGUUGAAUUUCAUGAAAGGGGAAAGAAUCAUAAGGAAAAUGUGGCAAAGAGGAUCAGUGAGAUUAAGCAGAAAAGCCUGGAUAAAGCAAAAGAAGAAGAAAAAGCAUCAAAGGAAUUUGCUGCAAUGGAAGCAGCUGCCUUAAAAGCAUACCAAGAGGAUCUGAAAAGACUUGGCUUAGAGUCAGACAUCUCAGAGUCACCAGUACCCAGCACUGUCCCAAUUCCCUCUGCAUCAAAUCAACAAAAAGAAAAGAAGAAGAAGAAGAAGAAGAAGAAAAAUGAUCCUUCAAAGGGUAGAUGGGUAGAAGGUAUAACCUCUGAGGGUCACCAUUACUAUUAUGAUCUUAUCACAGGAGCAUCUCAGUGGGAGAAACCUGAAGGAUUUCAAGGAAAUUUAAAAAAGACAACAAGGGAAAUUUGGAUAGAAGGUUUAAAUGAAGAUGGUUAUAGUUAUUACUAUAAUACAGAAACAGGAGAAUCCAAAUGGGAAAAACCUGAUGAUUUCAUCCCACACACUGGCAAUAUGCUUUCUAAUAAGGUCAAUGAAAAGUCACUUGGCACCCUAGAAGAAUCUGAGUCAUCAGAUAGUGAAUCUGAUGGAAAGCAAGACUCAAAAAGAGAAGUUGAUGCAGAAACAAAACAGCUAAAAAUAAGUUUCAAGGAAAAAAAGAAAAAUAGCAAUGAAGAAAUUGCCCCAAAAGUACAGAAAGAAAAAAGUGUCCAGAAGCAGAGUUCAUCAGGUCCAAGUGAAGAAAAAUCCAAAACUUUGAAAAAAUCAAACCCAUAUGGAGAAUGGCAAGAAAUUAAGCAAGAAAUUAGGUCUGAGUAA
This is a messenger RNA of Octodon degus (degu), 1119 nucleotides long. It is a transcript of the gene Wbp4, whose product is annotated as WW domain binding protein 4. Bases 214 to 1119 code for a protein of 301 amino acids. Lineage: Eukaryota; Metazoa; Chordata; Mammalia; Rodentia; Octodontidae. The record is from RefSeq and is a predicted model, not a curated record. Gene Ontology annotation, cellular component: precatalytic spliceosome; nucleus. Gene Ontology annotation, biological process: mRNA splicing, via spliceosome. The transcript is spliced from 9 exons. Gene Ontology annotation, molecular function: zinc ion binding; RNA binding; protein binding.